UAGAGCGGUCGGUUGCUUUUUCUUCUCAGCGGCGCACGAGUCGCGCUGGAGCGGCCCGCGCGCUUGCCGCAGGAACCAGCUCCAGGCGCUGGCGCCGGGGCCGCGGGGAGGAAGCGGCUUCGCUCUCUGCAGCGGGCGCGGCCCUGGGCACCGCCAGCCUCCUGAGCUCUGGGAGCUGCGGCCUCUCGGUGCGCGGUAGGCGGCGCGGGACCCCGACGACCCGGCAAUACUGAGUGCUUCCCAACCUUUGGAGAUCGCCUAGGAACCUUCCUCAGGAGUUCUGUGCGGCCCUGAGUAGAGCUCCGGAGUCAACACCCAACAUUGAUGAGUUUGCCUUGGGAGUCAGUGAGAAGGUGAAAUCAAAGGCCACCAUGGGUCAGAAGGUCACGGGAGGAAUCAAGACUGUGGACAUGCGGGACCCCACAUACCGGCCUCUAAAGCAGGAGCUCCAGGGUCUGGAUUAUUGCAAGCCCACCCGGCUGGACCUGCUGCUCGACAUGCCGCCCGUGUCCUAUGACGUCCAGCUGCUCCACUCCUGGAACAAUAAUGACCGUUCGCUCAAUGUCUUCGUGAAGGAAGACGACAAGCUGAUCUUUCACCGGCAUCCGGUGGCCCAGAGCACGGACGCUAUCAGGGGCAAAGUUGGGUACACACGUGGACUGCAUGUAUGGCAGAUCACAUGGGCCAUGAGGCAACGAGGCACGCAUGCCGUGGUAGGGGUGGCCACAGCGGAUGCCCCUUUGCACUCUGUUGGGUACACAACCCUUGUAGGAAAUAACCAUGAGUCCUGGGGCUGGGACUUGGGGCGUAACCGUCUCUACCAUGAUGGCAAGAACCAGCCAAGUAAAACAUACCCAGCCUUUCUGGAGCCAGAUGAGACAUUCAUUGUCCCAGACUCCUUUCUUGUGGCCCUGGACAUGGAUGAUGGGACCUUGAGUUUCAUCGUGGAUGGACAGUACAUGGGAGUGGCUUUCCGGGGACUCAAGGGUAAAAAACUGUAUCCUGUAGUGAGUGCCGUCUGGGGCCACUGUGAGAUCCGAAUGCGAUACUUGAAUGGACUUGAUCCUGAGCCCCUGCCACUCAUGGACCUGUGCCGGCGUUCGGUGCGCCUAGCACUAGGAAAGGAGCGCCUGGGUGCCAUCCCCGCUCUGCCGCUACCUGCCUCCCUCAAGGCCUACCUCCUCUACCAGUAACCCACAUCCCAGGACCACCAUACGACAGCCACCUGGUGCCAACUCACUGAGCCGUCGGGGUCCACUGACCCCCCCCCCCCCGAGCCUGCGAUGGAUGCCCACCCUCAGCCAUGGGCAGACGUGUCCUCUCAUCCCACCAGCCGCCUCUGCGGGGUGAACCAAUGCCAACGGAUUUCUCUCCUCCUCCCAACGCUGGCUGAAGCAGCAGCAUCCAGGCCCUUCCCUGAACCAGAUGCAGAGAAUAAACUAUGGAUGCCUCCUUGGGCGCUGUCUGCUCUCAGGCGGAGUGGGCCGCUCCCCCACUCCCUGCAGAGGGUCCGCAGCCACCCGGGGGACCUGGGAGGUGAGGCUAGGGGGAGAUGCCAGGGCUCCAGGGCAGAUUCCGAAAGCAGGAAUGGCCAGGCCCAGGCCUGGGCCCCAUGGAUAAAGCUCAGGAUGUCAAUACCGUGGACACUGAGACAAGAUACCGGGAUGAGCCUCCCUUGGGCCAGUGAGUGCCAGCUUCAGCGCCAGCUGUUGGUGCUCUGUGCCCUGUAUUUAUUAUUCAGACAGUAACAAAGGCCACUUAUUUAUUCCGUUUAGAAAGGGAGCCCCCUGGGGUCACUUUCCUUGGUGUGUUCUAUUACUUUCUCCCACCUGCCACCCCACCUGGGAUGUGUGUGCCAUACCUGUCCUUCUCCCGGGACAUGCCUGUGGCAUAUGAGCUAUUGAGCACAGAUACAAGUGUGUCGUUGUGUAGAUCCCUCAACCUGAUGUCCAAGGAGCUCUGCACCAGGCCGCCGAGCAGGCCCCAAGGAGACUUAGAGGCCUGUGCAAGUCCCCGUGUCCCCAGGUAGCUGCUUUCCUUGGGCAGUCAUAUAUCAUUUGCACAUUUGGGUCUCUGGUCUUCCAUGAUUUUUGAGCUUUGCACCUGAUUUUUCUGAUAUUUCCCACUAGUGGCCGCAGAAGCUCUAGGCCUGGAGGAUCGUCAGACAAACAAGCGUGAGUGGGCUCUCCAACCCUGGGAAGCCAUAGAGGCAAGACAGGAUAAGAGAAACUAGAGCAGAGUGGAGCAUCAUGAAAAGCCUGUGCCCUCGCCUCAGGCUAACGACCCUAGCGCACACACCCUCAAGCCUCAGAAGUGGGUGCAGGACAGCCCCAGGGGUGCCUGUCCCCAGCAGCACCCUCAUGGAGUACCCCAGCCCCUGCUCCUGCUCUCUCACCCUUUCUUUUACUUUAAAGCAACUCCCUAAGUAGGGUGUGUAGCCCAGAUGGUAGAGUGCUCACCCAGCAGCAUACCGGAAGCUCAGGUUCCAUCCCUCCAACCCCCGCCCCCCACUCCCCACCCCUGCACCAAGGAAAAUCAGGCAAGGUGUGAAAUACCUGUGAUCCCAGCAUUCAGGAGGCAGAGGCAGAAGGACUGGAGUUCAAUGGCAUACUGAGUUUGUGGCCGCCCCGGGCUAUAGUAAACCUUGUCCUUAAAAAAGAAAAAGAAAGAAAAGAAAUCAACUCCCAUUGAGUCCCAGUUCUGCUCAUUUCUGCACAGGUACAAUAGAUAUCUUUAUUUGUUGAAAAUGUUUAAUAUAUUUACAUAUAUAUAUUUGUAAGAAUCAUUUUAAGCAGCUGCUGUAGGGUACCUUUUUUUUAAUCUCCCAGUGGAGUAUAAUUUUUAAAGCACAAAACCGGUGCCAAGACUAGAUAAAGUAAAUUACUCCCUUAUAUUUUGAUGGUUUUUUCCUGUCAGACUGUAAACUUCUACUUGUUCCAGUUUUGGAGUGGAUCAUAUGCAGUUGUACAGAUCCCGGCCUGUCCUCUUGAUCCAGGGCUACCCCAGGGGCCCUGGUCAAGGGCCAGGCUCUCCUGCAUCCCCCGUCCUCCAUUGCCCCAGGACUGACCACCCCUUGCCGCUCUCCCGUCAGCAUAAAGCCUUGUGGCCUGUAUAGUUCUGAAAGCCCAUUCUGUUCUAUUUUACGAUGAUUCAUAACAAUAACCUAAUAAACAAAAGUUUGUUAAAAUAUGAAA
This is a messenger RNA of Meriones unguiculatus (Mongolian gerbil), 3194 nucleotides long. It is a transcript of the gene Spsb1, whose product is annotated as splA/ryanodine receptor domain and SOCS box containing 1. Gene Ontology annotation, cellular component: SCF ubiquitin ligase complex. The transcript has 3 exons. Lineage: Eukaryota; Metazoa; Chordata; Mammalia; Rodentia; Muridae. Gene Ontology annotation, molecular function: protein binding. Bases 372 to 1193 code for a protein of 273 amino acids. The record is from RefSeq and is a predicted model, not a curated record. Gene Ontology annotation, biological process: proteasome-mediated ubiquitin-dependent protein catabolic process.